Dunckerocampus dactyliophorus (ringed pipefish) is the source of this 1514-nucleotide messenger RNA. RefSeq names its product phytanoyl-CoA 2-hydroxylase (gene phyh). NCBI's taxonomy places the organism in Eukaryota, Metazoa, Chordata, Actinopteri, Syngnathiformes, Syngnathidae. The record is from RefSeq and is a predicted model, not a curated record. The coding region runs from base 94 to 1092 and encodes 332 amino acids. Gene Ontology annotation, molecular function: phytanoyl-CoA dioxygenase activity. The transcript is spliced from 9 exons. Gene Ontology annotation, biological process: fatty acid alpha-oxidation.
AGUAAAGGCACAAUGUACUCUGACCUACUUCCACACACUAUCACCGAGGCUGCAGGUCCUCCACAUCGCGGGACGACGACGACAUAAAGCAUAAUGUCGCGGGCUGCGGAGAGGCUCCGGCUGUUGAUCGGUCAUCUUGAGCGGUCGCCGGCUGUGGUGGCUGCACUCACUUCUGCUGAAACCGUCAGCCCUUACCCGCAGAAACUCAGAUACACGCUGGAUAAUGACCUGCUGACUGCAGAGGAGCGACUCUUCUAUGAGCAAAAUGGCUUCUUUGUUGUCAAGAAUCUGGUGUCUGAUGAGGACAUCGACGUGUUCAGGAAGGAGUUUCAGCGAAUUUCUCAACAGGAAGUCAACGUUCCCGGUCUGGUCGUGAUGAGAGACGUCGCCAUCGCCAAGUCCGAGUUUGUUCCUGAUCAGAGAGCUGUGUCCAAACUUCAGGACUUCCAGGAGGAUCCUGAACUUUUCCGGUACUGCACCUUACCACAGAUUCUAAAGUAUGUGGAGUGCUUCACUGGACCCAACAUCAUGGCUAUGCACACCAUGCUCAUCAAUAAGCCUCCAGAUGCAGGAAAGAAAACAUCCCGUCACCCGAUGCAUCAGGAUCUGCAUUACUUCCCAUUCCGACCAGCGGACCGGAUUGUAUGCGCCUGGACAGCAUUGGAGCGGGUGAACAAGCAAAAUGGUUGCCUGGUGGUCCUGCCAGGAACACACACAGACACACUGAAGGAGCACAACUACCCAGACUGGGAGGGCGGGGUGAACAAGAUGUACCACGGAGUGCGUGACUACAACCUUCAGCAGCCCCGGGUGCACCUGGAGAUGGAGAAGGGAGACACGGUCUUUUUCCACCCGUUGCUGAUCCACGGUUCUGGCAUGAAUAAGACGCAAGGCUUCCGUAAGGCCAUCUCUUGCCACUACGCCAGCUCUGACUGCUAUUACAUCGACGUGAAGGGAACUACGCAGGAAAACAUCGAGAAUGAAGUGAAGGAGCUCGCAGCCAGAAAAUACCCCAUGGCCGCUGGUAUCACCUUCCAGGAUACCUGGGCCUUCAGAGGUCGCCUGGUGCGGGGAGAGAGACACACACUCUAAAGUGGCCUUCAGACGACAAACUGAGCCGAGAUUUGCAUCAAAUCGAUUGCAGUGAUUGCAGAAAAAACAAUAGGGCGUCUUUAGACUAGUUAAGAUUGUUCUUGAGGAUGAAAACAUAUGAAUUUAAAAUGACAUUUUUAAUUGAGUUUAUUUUCCUAGUGAAGUCAUGUAUAAAACAGUACUAACUUUGGUUUUGCAGCCUUUUACAACAUAAAAUUGCACUUCCUGGCCUAACAGAAUAGGCAAGGUUUGAGAAAGAUGGGUUCUGGCAUGUUCAAGAAAAAAUGAGAACGUGCGAGCGGGGGGCUGGGGGCCAGAAGUAAUAAUCUGCAGUACGGUACUUGAAUAUAAUAUACAAGAUUAAGUUGCCUUACAAAUGUAUUUGAGGGAGGACGUACAGUAGGGUGGGUGCUUGUUGUUUU